AUGGAUCAGAAUUUGAGAAUGUGGAUAUCAGUGGAGUCAAUUUUAAUGGUGCUUAGAUUUUCAAUUGAAAAAGGGAAAAUAUAAAAGUCUCUGAAUUGAAUUAAUUGGAUGGUCAUAGUAGUUGUGUGAAUUCAGUCUGUAUUUCUCCUGAUGGAAAUACAUUCACUUUUGGUAGUGUAGAUUAAUCUUAUCCGUUCAUUGGAUGUCAAAACUGGAUAAGAAAUUAAAUCCUCUGUUAAGAAUUAGGUAUUUAUUAUAUUAUUAUUACUUAGUCUCUAAUUAUUCAAUUCUUGUCAUAUCACAAGUAAUAAUAUUGAAAGCAUCAGAUACACAUAUCUUAUAAGGAGAAUUUAUAAACCAUUAAGGAAAAGAUUUGAAACCUUUAUUUAAAUCUAAAGGAAGUUGCUUUUUAAAAGACUUAUAGAAAAAGUGA
This is a messenger RNA of Paramecium pentaurelia, 433 nucleotides long. Lineage: Eukaryota; Ciliophora; Oligohymenophorea; Peniculida; Parameciidae. The record is from the annotation of a GenBank genome assembly.